AUGGUUGGGCUCAUCCAUGCUCCCCGGGGGCAACCAAGAAAUCCCGUGCCAGCCUGCAACGGGAGCCUUCCCCCGCUCCAGCUCCCCGGGGGCAACCAAGAAAUCCCCAAAUCCCUCGGGACAGUCCCGUACGCAAACGCGGACACGAGCCCCGACACUUCACCUGCAAAGGAAAGUCUGGAGGAAACCAGAAACUCCUUGGCAGAGGACAUCACUCCUGAGAAUUUCGCUGGAUGCCAAGAAAAGCGGGAGGAGAGCGUUGGGACACUACAGCAGGGAGCAGCGGAUACCCAGGACACAGGGACCAACGGCCAGGGACCAGGGGAAGGGCCGCGUGGCACCGCGGGGACGCGCACGGAGACCCCGCCGGGCAGCGCCGAGCCCCGAGGGAAUGCGGAGGAGGCAGAGGAGGAGGAGGAGGAGCAGGACACGGAGGAGGAUGAGGUCCAGGUGAUCGAAAUGAAGAAGGAGAAGAGCGAGGGGUCCCGCCCGCAGCAGCCGGACAAGGAGCCAUCGCCCCCGGGCAGCCCCGGUUGCAACUCCCCGCUGGAGAAGCCGGGGGAGCAGCCCGGCCUGGGGAAAAAGAACGACAUCUCCCGGCACAGCUACUCCAGGUACAACACAAUCUCCUACCGCAGGAUCCGCAAAGGAAACACCAAACAGCGCAUCGACGAGUUCGAGUCCAUGAUGCACCUAUGAACUGGCGGGGGAGCGCCGAGCGCACCGAGCCUCUGCUCGGGGCUUGGUCUCCUUGUGUUCCCCCAAAACGUGCUCUCUUCACUCAACACGAGGUCACUGCUUUCCUUCUUUUUGUAUAUGAUUUGUAAUACACGGUGAAAAUUUAACAUCUUGGCUUUGACAGGGGCAGAGGCACCCAUAGCGCAGGAAAAUAAAUAAUCAGUUUGCUAAAUGCA
Messenger RNA from Ficedula albicollis (Collared flycatcher), 914 nucleotides. RefSeq names its product ermin (gene ERMN). The record is from RefSeq and is a predicted model, not a curated record. The transcript has 4 exons. Gene Ontology annotation, cellular component: myelin sheath; internode region of axon; extracellular exosome. Bases 1 to 699 code for a protein of 232 amino acids. Gene Ontology annotation, molecular function: actin filament binding. Gene Ontology annotation, biological process: morphogenesis of a branching structure; regulation of cell projection organization; regulation of cell shape. NCBI's taxonomy places the organism in Eukaryota, Metazoa, Chordata, Aves, Passeriformes, Muscicapidae.